AUGAAAAGGAGGCAGACCUGAUAUCGCUACUGAGUGUAUUUCUCACAUAUCAUCCUGCACCUAUGUGUGUGUUGAAUGCCACAAUCGUGCGAAAACUGUGCGGAGACACCCGGGGGCAUGACUGGACUCCUGUGCGCGCGGUUUGACGAAGUAGUGCACCGACUGUUUUGGAAACAUCGCGCCGGCUGAGAGUAGACUGUGUGGGAGAAGACAGAGCGGUCCUGCCCCCUUCAAUGACCAACCAUCAGUGCUAGCGAUAAAAGUCUCGCUGGCGACACCGCAACCAUGGAAGGCUACCACGAGUAUCCUUAACUAGCAUUAUUACUGAGCGCUUGGCCCGUGGUGUAAAGGUUUCAGUAUGCCCGACCGGUGGUCCUCCAUGAGGCUCCCAGUUGCCUGAUAUUAACGUUCCAGGCCUGCUUUUUCCAUCUGGAAAUUUCUUGGCAGGGGAAAGCAGGCCAGCUAGCACCGCUAACGUUAGCGCUAGCCUUUUCCGCGCUGCACCUCUGGGCUUUGACGGUGCAGGUUUUUCCAUGACCUCACCAUUGACACUGCUGUCUAUCAAUUCGAGGACCUUUUAACUCCAAAAAGUAUUUUAUGGGAUUCAUAUCGGCGAAAGAGAAGCGGGCCUAAGCCAAAAUGGUGAACUGGAGGCGGCUGCUGCGAAUGUCCAACCGAUCGUUUCUGGCCUUCAUAUUCUUCUUCUCCAUGUCCACCACCUGUCUCUACUUCAUUUAUGUGGCUCCUGGAAUAGCCAACACAUACUUCUUCAUGGUGCAGGCUCAGGGCAUCAUGUUGAGGGACAAUGUGAGGACCAUUGGCCAGAUGAUCCGAUUGUACACCAACAAGAACAGUACACUCAACGGGACGGACUAUCCUGAUGGCAGUAACUCCAGUGAGUACCUGGUCCAGCCAACCACGUACCUCCCUGAGAACUUCACCUACGCCCAGAACCUCCCCUGCCCAGAGCGAUUACCUUCUAUGAAGGGCCUUAUGGAAGUGAACAUGACAGAAAUCCCCAUGGAGGAGAUAGAGCUUAAGUUCACCAAGUUUUUUGGCAUUGAGUUUGGAGGCCAUUGGAAACCAAAGGACUGCAGACCUCGCUGGAAGGUGGCCAUCCUGAUUCCAUUUAGAAACCGCCAUGAACAUCUCCCCAUCCUCUUCCAACACCUCAUCCCCAUCCUGCAGAGACAACGGCUGCAGUUUGCCUUUUAUGUCAUCGAACAGAGUGGGAGCCAGCCCUUCAACAGAGCCAUGCUGUUUAACGUGGGAUUCCUGGAGGCCAUGAAGGACUUGGACUGGGACUGCUUGAUCUUCCAUGAUGUUGACCACAUCCCAGAGAACGACCGAAACUACUACGGCUGUGGUCAGAUGCCACGCCACUUUGCUGCCAAGCUGGACAAAUACAUGUACAUUCUUCCAUACAGCGAGUUCUUUGGUGGUGUGAGUGGACUGACUGUGGAACAGUUUCGCAAGAUUAAUGGCUUUCCCAAUGCUUUCUGGGGCUGGGGAGGAGAGGAUGACGACUUGUGGAACAGGGUUCACUAUGCCGGCCUGAAUGUCACGCGACCAGAGGGCGAGAUCGGCAAGUACAAGUCAAUUCCUCACCACCACAGAGGAGAGGUGCAGUUCCUCGGGAGGUAUAAACUGCUGAGGUAUUCCAAAGAGCGGCAACACUUGGACGGCCUCAACAACCUCCAUUACAGCCCCCUCAUCUCCCUCAGCAGCCUCUACAAGAACAUCACGGUGGACAUGUACCCUGAGCUCGCUCCUAUCGCAGACUACUGAACUGCCCCCACCAACCGCCGCCCAACCCCUGGUCCACACCCCCAGCUCGCCCAGCUCCCCUCCGGCCUGGCCUCCCAGCGCCCCGCUCAGCCGUUCAGAGGCAGAGCGGCGGUGCGCCGGAGGAGAGGAGGGGGGCACAGGCCGCGAGGGGUGGAGAGGCGCACCGUGUAAUGCUGCCAAGAAAUUAUCGUGAGGAAAAAAAAAAAUCAAAGAAAAUCCAAACCGACAAAAAAAGAGGAAAAAAUGAAGAGGCAGUGGCAAGUCUCUGAAAGCGAACUGUGCUGUGUGUGUGUGUGUGUGUGUGUGUGUGUGUGCGCGCGUGCGUGUGUGUGUGUGUGUGCGUGCGUGUGCGCGCGUGGGUGUGUGAGAGAGAGAGAUAUGGGUCAGUUGCUGCAUGUCUUUUUGUCCGUGCCGGCUUAUCUACUACAAGUUGACAUGAGUCCUGGUUUAGGUUGGAGGGAGCAGCAGCAUCUCAGCUCUGAUGUUUACUGCAAAGCCUUACUGUGGCAGAACCACAGCUCCCUCCGCUCGGCUCCGCACUGCUUCACUUCUGAUGUAUCACCGUCACCUUACAAGCCAACAGACGAGAUCUUGUCUCACUUUCUACUAUCAUUUGUUUUAUACAUAUCAUUCUGUUGGGCCACAGUAUUCCUUGAAAAGGAGGGAUCUGAGCGAGGUCGCCAUUAAUGUUCGUGAUGUACAUUUUUUUUAUUUUCAUAUGUGAUAUUUAUUUUCUCUGAUUCGGGAUGUUUGAAGAAGCACUCCUGUCUGUGUCAUUCAAGUGUUUGCUGUUUGUUUCGCUGCACUGCUGCUGAAUCCGCAUGAACAUGUAUGUAAAUAUCGGCUUCUUAAAGCUCGAACACAGAACACAAAUAUGUAAAUAUGGGCCUUUAAACGCUCGGGCAUAUUACAGUGAUAUUCCAGUGGAUUUGAAUUUUAUUUUGGCAGCUACCUACGUUCUGAGGAUUUAAUAAGAGUGAGUGGUUUCUUCCUAACAGGAAGAUCUAACAAUGCUGUUUGGCUUUAAAAAAAAAGAAAAGAAAAAAAGACUUACCAGUAUCCAAAUCUCAAGAUUUGACAUCAUCUUUUGCAUGCCUUAAUUUAUUUUGUUUACCAGAUUUUGUUCUUUUCAAGCAUAAAUUAUUUCAUCAGUUGGAGAUGUGUAUAUUUUAAACUUUGCCUUUUGUUGUGCUGUUUUUUCUUUGAGGUGCACUGAGUGCAAAGAGUAGAGCUGCUCCUCAGAAGGAGGGAGACAGACUGAGUCUCUCCUCCGUCACAUUGUACAGGGAGCAGAGGAGUGUGUCCACACAACAUGCUUUAGUACAGGUCUCAUGUGAGUGUAUAUUUUUGGUCACAGAUGUAUUUUUAUUUUUUAUGAUUUUUACUCUAAUGAUUUAGUGCUGGACCAUGUGAUAAAGCCCUUCAUUGUACUGUACCGUGUGCUGAAGCAUGGGGAUUUGGGCUGGAUGCUGUGUGUCUGGACUGUGGUGUUAUCAUUAUCUAAGCUCGUGAGGCAGUCAGAAGGGCCAGAAUGAGAGAACCUUAGUGUCAGCGCCCGCGGCUGAGGCUACUGCUGUUCUUGAAUGGCACACGCUGUGAAAAGUUUCAUUACUUAAAGCUUUGAGCACUAAAGAUGGAGAGAAACGUGUAGAUUAUUUUUGACCAGAUGUUCACUGUUAAGAUUCUGCUCUAGAUCUCUAGGUUUUGAAUUUGACCAUGAAUUGUAUGUUUGGACAUUUUCUUUGAUUGUACGUCCUGAGAUGUUACAUUAGAGCUCUGGCCGUUUGUCACCUGGGCCUUAUUUUCCUGUCCGCUCACUUUUGGUCUUGUCAGUUGCUUCGUGAUGAGUCUCUGGAGGCCCUGAUACACUGUGUGAGGUUGGUCUUUGGUCAUCAGUCCAGACUGUGGUGUCCCGUUUGGAGCUUUGGUGACCAAAGACGUUUCAAAACUUACGAACCAAAUGGUUUGUAUGUAAAUGCUGCUGAGACCCAUCUGCAAACCGACCGAGAUAAGACAUGAAACGCGCCGUCUAACCCGUCAGAUGUGUACAAUCUCAUCAGCUGUGUACUGUAUAUAUCUAUUGUGUCACAAGGGGCAUUUUUAAUGUAGUAAAAAUGUUGAGAAACACCUUACUGCAAGAUCCAUUUAAUGCAUAUUCUGGGGCUUUUGAUCACAUCACCUGAACUUCAUCGGCAGAUGGCGUUUGCCCUUUUGUGCUGAAAAUGUGAAUGGAUAGUUGCACAAACACGACUGGGCAAAAUCUCUGCUGAUGAAGAAGGCUCCAGAGUAGGUGCUAAAUUGACCAUGUGGUGAGAUGCUUUUUUCAUGUUUCUGCAUAUUUACAUUGUUCUUUUUAGAGGCGAAAGAGAAGGACGUCUGUCUGCAGUUAUUUUCAUAAUGAGCUGUUUAAAGGUCCAGUGUGUCGGCUGUAGUGGCAUCUAGCUGUGAGGUUGCUGAUUGCAACCAACUUGCCUCACUUCUCCUUUUCCAAACAUGUAGGAGAAACUCAGAAAAACCCAGAGGCCCCCUCUAGAGCCAGUGUUUAGUUUGUCCCCUUUGGCUUCCUGUAGAAACAUGGCGUCAGAGGGACCUGAUCCCUCUGUAGAUCUGAAGAGGUCUGAUUUUCACAUGAUGAUAUGAUGAAUGAACGGAUUGUGUUUCUACCAUAUUCUGCUCAUAGACACAUCUUCCACACUGGACCUUCAGUCAUUGUCUAAACAGAAAUACUCUAAUGUGAAUAUAUGUGUUUCUGAUUUGGUUCUGGGCUGUUGGUUAGACAACACAACGAUGUAUGAAAAACAUAAUCAGCAGAUUAUUAUUAUAACAAAAAUCUGGAGUUGCAGCCUGGAUUUAGUCUUCUGUUUAUGUCUUAGGGCUUAGACUGACUCAGCAUUCUGAUGUGCCUCAACAUGAUGCAGGCACACUAAUGGUGACUCUGUGUUAGACCUACAGUCAUGCAGUGAACCUGGAAGAAAGCUGCUGUCACAGAGUGUGCAGGGUCCCCAGUCGUGCUUUUUCUCGGCGUGUUUCUCUGUCAGUGCAAGCAGGCUUAUAAAAGCUGGUUUCAAAUUGGUGGCGCUCACUGUCUGAUAAGACACGUGCAAGUGUUCCGGUUCGAUUGUACCUCGUUUCAUAGAGGUGCUUCCCUGGUAUUUUUGGUUUUUAACUUUAAUGACAAAUCAGUCACAGCAAGUGUUUGUGUGCUGGUAAUAUUUGGAAAGGCACACACUCAGUAAAGCAGCUGAUGAGGUUUUCUUGAUGAUAGAUGGAUACGCAGGGCGGAGGAAAAUGGGGUUCAGGUAUGAAAUGGCCAGAGUGACGUUUCUACUUUAUUUUCUACACAAACACUGCAAGGACUUCUGGGAAAGGCCAUCUUUAAAAAGGCCCAAAAGCCCUUGCAGCAGUGGUCAUAGGAGCAGCCUGUAUAUGUUUACAGAGUUUCUUUCCCCUCAGAAGCAGAUGUGGCUGAACUUCACAUUAUAACACAGUGUGGCUUGUGUUCAGCCACGAAGCUUUAACAUUCAAAGCAAGAGAGGAGCAGAGUCACCAGUCAGUCUCAUGUGCUGAGGCCCACGUCUUUUCUCCGUGGUCUUUCCUUCUCCAGGCUUUGAACAGUGUUGGUUUAGCAGAUGAUUCUCUUUUGCUAUGCCUUUCUUAGCUUAGUACCACAGUUUUGCAUAAGAGAAGAAAUCUUUGCUGUUUUUAGGUUCCUGGCUGUGAUCGGACUGUAGCAGUAAUAUGGAGUGUUGUUGAGAAGUAGUUCACGUAGCCUGGCUGCUCACUGCACAGCAUUAUAUUCACGACUCUUGGUGAUCAGCUGGUCAGUGCAUAUACAGUACCAUAUAGUUACAGACCCCCCAUUCCCCCCCAACAAUCAACAUUACACAUGCACUCUGCCCCCUGAUGUGUUGCUGUAGUGUUUAAUGCAGCAGUAAUGCCUUAAUGAUUAAUUACUGUUGAUAGUGAAGUAUCAAAUAUCUGAGAAGCAGUAUUCAGAUCUAAAGCCACUCCCCUGAGGGACGAGACUGACUCGUCAGUGGCUCUCAAACGUCCACCGUCACACCCCCCAGCCCCUGCUUUGAAAGCAGAAAGGCUUAAUGCCAUGAAACCUCCUGAAUGAAAAAGUGUUGCUGACAGUUUUGAGACACAAAAACAUUGACAGUGAACUCGAGGACAGGCUUCAUCACAUUGUCUUGGUUUCUCCAGUUUGGUUGAAGUGCUUGUUCGAUUAGCAUCACCUGCCAUGAAUCCACCUCCCCUCCCCAGUUCUCCACCUCUGUCACCACCUGUUCUUUCCCACAUAUCUUCAGUUUAAAGCAAACAAAACUCAGUAAUGCUCUUGAAAAAAUGGGAGUUACUGUUGAGGUUGUACAUUGCAUUUCUAUCUUUUCUUAUUCUCUUCUACAGCAGCCCACAUGUCUUUUAGCAGUAUUUACAGAGCAGUUUGACUGCAGAAAAUGUUUCCGAAUUUAAAACAUUCAUCAGCGAACAACUAGUUUAGGUGUCUCCUCAGACGGUUGAGGCCAGAGACGACCAGCCAAAGGGUCGAUGAUCACAAACUGACUGAAUCUAACAGGUUUCAGUCACACAUUGUUGUGCUUGAAUAUUCUCUCUGUUGAAUUAGAGAGUAGUAUCAGAAUGGCUGAGAGGUGUUAGGAGUUGAUGCCACCUGGCAGUCAGCAUGUAGCGCCUUACAUCAGGCUGUAUUCCAUUGUUCUCAUGGCUCUGCAUAGUGUCUAGUUUGCAUGGCCAAAGCCAAAACUCUGGUCCAGAUGCCAAGUGUUAAACCUGGGAAAUGAAUUGUUUUGCGUCAUUUUUCUAAAUUGCUCGUGUUCAUCCCUGGCUCUGAUAGGUGUCGGGGUGUCCCGGUAUCAGCUGGGAUGACUCCAGCCAGCCCUCUUUAUCUGAAAUCUAAAAGUAUCUGAGACUGUUUAGGUGAUGUGGUCACCAUUAGACAAUUGUACUCCAUUUACCAGUAUUUAUUUGUGCCUUGAGUUCUUUUGCUUUCUUUUUCACUUUACAUUCGAGCUGAAGAGAUUAAAAAUGGUUUUGUUUUCCAGAAUUGUCAAUGUUUUGUCCUCUCCAUAUUAAUCAUACAGUCAGGUCAGACUGGGUGUGAAAUAUGCUCAUGAUAAGAAUCCAAAAAGUUCUGAAAUAUUUAGCUCAGUCUGUCCACUCCAGAGUUGAUGGCUGCCUCGUCAUCAUGUGCAAUAAUCCAGUGUGACUGCCUGUGGGGUCGUGUUCAACCAAAGCUUUGCCCACAUGCAUUGAGACAGGGAUACGAAGGCAGUCUUCUCAUUUUAUGCAUGUCACUUGUGGUUGAGGUUUCAAGUUUGCUGAGAAAUUCAUAGAAACCAAACUUCAGUAUCCUCCAAAACACUGAAUGCAAACACAUGUCCUAUCAUAAAACAACUUCAAGCACAAAUUGCUGAAGCUGUGCGGCCUAGCCACCAAGACCUGCACCCUAAAACCUCUUUUAUAGCCUUCAAUCUGCAUGGCCUAGCCCACAAAUACAUAUGUGGAGAAAAUAAUGUAAUUAACUUCCAGUUUCAGUGUGCAUGAUGAAGCAGAGCAGGAACACAGAGGCUUUGCUUUUGUGAACAGCACCGCAGGCAGCUUUCCAUUGAUGAGCAGUUACUGAACAUUAUAUUGAUGUGAUGCAUUGAUGUCGGUUAUAACACAUUCAACUCUAUGCUGAAUAAUCUGGGCUCCGAUGUUUUUCAUUGUUCUUCCUCAGACUGGGUAUGUGGACAUUUAGAACAACACUGUGGUCUUAAUUUCUCCAUGGUCACCAGACCCUUCUGACACUGUAUGGCAAUGUAUUUUUCUUUGACUCUCAAAAGUGUUAUUAAUUAGGACUUGACUGAUAUAUCAAUCUAUACUGGCCACUUAUCACAGGUAUAUCAUUAUAGGCAGUAUAAGCUGUUAGAUAGAGAACAAUGUGCAUCCAGAAAUGCCAAAGAUCUGUUUGAACUCAGUUAGAAGCAGUGUUGCUGUUGUGUCAUUUGUCCACCAGAGGGUGCUGACAAUUUAAUUUAUCGACUGCAAAAUGUUCCGCUCCAAACAUGUCAGGGUCGCAAUUCUUAAACAAGAUAUCACUAUACAGAAACAGUCUUAUCACAAGGUACACACUGGAAAUGUUCCAGAGCUUUCAGCCACAUGUUUUGGCCUCUGUCUGCAGAUGGAGAUGUGCAGAACAUAGAGAGUAGAUGAUGAGAUCAGUAGUAGUAAAAAGAGAGGAGCUGAUAUUAGGACAUUGCAGAUAUAUUGGUAUUGCUGUAUAUCACAGCCAACUCAUAACAAUACCUUGUCUUACAGAAAUGCUAAAGAAUAUAUGUGAAGGAACAUUGCACCACAACAGCCAUUAGUAGCUGUUCUGGAGCUUUCACAUUUUAUCAAAUGAUCAUGUAUAGCAACCUUUCCAUUGCAGCUCUUAAGCCAGCAUGAGUGAAAUAUCUUGCACAUUUAGAAUUAAUGACAUCAGAGCAAACUUCAUCUGAAUCCAGCCAUACGAUCCCAAAAUGUUUGGAUUUCUUUACAAACAAUGAUGUCUUUCUAUUGUUUGUCCACCAGAGAGCGCUGACACGUUCUAACCAUCCAGUAUCAGUGUGGCUCUAAAUAAGACCUGAACCAUCUCCAUCAAAACUGAACCAAACAUGAGAUGUGGCUGAAAGCCCUGGAAACUUUCCAGUAAGUUUUUGUUUUCGUCAAACCCUCAAUAUAUGUUUAAAUAAAUCUGAUGACAAUAAUAAAAUUAUUGUCAUCAGAUUUGUUUAUGGAUGAGUAUCCAUCACUGUUACUAAAUAGAAGGCUGUGUUGGUGUUGUAAACAUUUUGUGUGGCCACACCUGAGAGCUUUUUAAAAGCUAAAAUGAGGACUGACACGGAACAGAUUGGCCAGGUAUCCUCCUCCCCCCCCUGUCCUGUAACAUUUCUUCUCCGUAGCUCUUUGGCCCCCUGUAUGUCACGAUCAUCUGAUCACCAAGCUCUUCGUUUCCACAUGCGUUCAUGUUGAAGAACACUGAGCCAGCCCUGUGAACAUGUUAAUGUAGCACCCACUCUGCACAUGCUCAGUUCCUACAGUUCUGUCUCAUUCUGCCUCUCACUGGCUCAGAAGCAUGUGCUAGAGCCCCCCCAGACAUCAAUGAACUUUUCUUUCCAUGGUGAAGUUAGCUCCAUUGUCAGGCUGGUAACAGACAGUAUAGACAGUUUGAGUCUGGUGUUGAACCGUUACUUUGUCAAGUUUUUUUUUCUUUGUCAACAAAAGACAAAAUAAACACUUCAUUGCCAUAUCCUGGAAAACAGA
Chelmon rostratus (copperband butterflyfish) is the source of this 9093-nucleotide messenger RNA. It is a transcript of the gene b4galt6, whose product is annotated as UDP-Gal:betaGlcNAc beta 1,4- galactosyltransferase, polypeptide 6. The record is from RefSeq and is a predicted model, not a curated record. The coding region runs from base 640 to 1788 and encodes 382 amino acids. Gene Ontology annotation, biological process: glycosphingolipid biosynthetic process; carbohydrate metabolic process. Gene Ontology annotation, molecular function: UDP-galactose:glucosylceramide beta-1,4-galactosyltransferase activity. NCBI's taxonomy places the organism in Eukaryota, Metazoa, Chordata, Actinopteri, Chaetodontiformes, Chaetodontidae. The transcript has 9 exons.